Oryza brachyantha (malo sina) is the source of this 3251-nucleotide messenger RNA. Its product is annotated as BTB/POZ domain-containing protein At3g50780-like. The transcript has 3 exons. Lineage: Eukaryota; Viridiplantae; Streptophyta; Magnoliopsida; Poales; Poaceae. Bases 392 to 1933 code for a protein of 513 amino acids. The record is from RefSeq and is a predicted model, not a curated record.
AGUGCAUCUACACUUCUACAGUGAGGAGUGAAAAUGGGGACGGGUGUUCUUGGCUGCUGCUGCUGCGGCGAUGCGAGGACACAAAAACCCACGCUUGCUUGCUCUCUCGGUUAACAAAAAACAGUAAGGACAAGGCAUUGGAUUCGGGCCAGCAAUAUAUUAGUAGUACCACUCUGCCGCUCUGCUAGGGCAGUGUGCAACCAGAAUGUACCCGAUGUGGUAGCUAGGAUAGGACUAGAUGAGAGCCGAAAGCUGGUGAGGUUUUGCGAGCAGUUUAUAGUUCAUCCGUUCGUUCUUUGCUGCUGCAGUGCUGCUUCUUCCCGGCCAGUCAGGCCAAGAGAGUCUCGAGGUCUCUGAAGAAACGGAUGUGAGGUUGGUGGCAUCGGAGGAAAUGGAGGAAUCGAGGCCGAAGAGGGUGGAGCCGGCGCAGGCGGCGAGGAUGCGGACCGUGCCGAUCGCCGUCACGCCGGAGGGGUUCUGGUGCUGCCCGUCGCCGGCGGCGCUGCACAAGAGCCUCAAGAACCCGCACCACCACAGCAAGCCGCCGCCGCCGCAGCCGCAGCCGCAGCAGCAGCACAAGACCGCAUCUGCGCCUCACUCCAGGGCGCCUUCGGUCCAGAACGCGCCGUCCGUGACCGACGAGCCGGUCGCCGGAGACGCUCCCGACGAGCAGCAGCACGCCCAGCCGGCCGCCGCGGCGGCGGCCGCAGAGGAGCACAAGAUCUGCGUCGGGUUUGGGCAGCCGGAGACGAGCGACCUGACGGUGAUGCUGUACGGCAAGGAAGGGAUCGCCGUCAGGAUGAGCGUGCACAGGGACGUCCUCUGCCGGAGCAGCGGCUUCUUCGCCGAGAAGCUCGCCGCCGCCUCCGGUGGCGGUGGCGGCCAUGGCUCUCCCGCUGUGCCCUCCUGCGUCGAGAUCCAUGACUGUGACGAUGCUGAGAUCUAUGUGGAGACCGUCGGGCUCAUGUACUGCGACGAGGCAAAGCACAAGCUGCUCAAGCAGAAUGUCUCGCGUGUUCUUCGCAUUAUGAAGGUUGCCGAGUCACUUGGUUUUCACGCAUGCGUCAAGUCAUGCUUGGAUUAUUUGGAAGCUGUUCCCUGGGUUGGUGAGGAAGAAGACAAUGUUGUGUCGUCAAUACGGCAUCUUCAGAGCAAGGCUUACGGAGUUAGUCCUCUGCUGAAAAGAGUUACUUCUGACAAUCUAAAGUCACCAACCGAUACAUUGGCUCAUAUAAUGGAGAUGGUAUUGAAGAGCACCGAUGACAGGGCGCGUCGGGAAAUGAAAUCACUGGUUCUGAAUCUUCUAAAAGACAACAGCCAUUGCACAGAUGGAUCAUCGGAUAUCUGUUCAGAAUUGUUGUACAGUUCAUGCCGAGGUUGCUUAGACAGACUCCGUCUACUGUUUGGAGAAGCAUCAGAACCAGAUUUUUCGGCUCAACUUACACGCCAAAUAACCCUCGAGACAGACAAUCUCCUCUGGUUGGUUGAGAUAUUGGUUAACCAGCGGAUUUGCGAUGAUUUCGUGACUCUAUGGGCAAGCCAAAGUGAGAUUGCAGAAUUACAUGGAAAAUUACCAGUUGCCUCUCGUCACACUGUUAGCUGUGUCACAGCGAGGCUUUUUGUUGGAAUUGGAAGAGGAGAGAUGCUUCCAUCCAAGAACACUCGUCUUCUUCUCUUGCAAGUCUGGCUGCAAGCACUCAUUGAUGACUACUCAUGGUUACAAUGCAGCUGCCGGUCAUUUGAUAGGAAGCUCGUUGAGGAAGGAAUCGGGCAGACAAUCCUGACACUUCCAUUGGAAGAUCAACGGUCGAUGCUACUAGCAUGGCUUGGGAGGUUCCUGAAGCUAGGGGAUAACUGCCCUAAUCUGCAGAGGGCAUUUGAAGUAUGGUGGAGGAGGACUUUUGUCAGGCCUUAUGUCAGUCAGGCAAGGUAAUGUUUUAUAACCAGACAGAAGUUCAUCUUGAUAAGAUAGGGAGGAGUAGUGCUUUUAGCUCAUGUAGAUUCUUUUGGAGAUUGCCUUGGUCAAUCUGAUGAUGGGCAUGAGAUCUGGCUAGAGUUAUCGUGUAAAGUUUGGCAUGCGCCAGAGCUUAGCUUGUAUGUAAAAUCAAAUGUUUUUCCUUUGUUUAUCAUAACAAAAAUCUUGAUCACUGCUCAGUAAUCGUCAUGUCAAGCAUAUAUUUGUUUGGAGCAAUGAUUUGGCUGUGCUACUCUCUCCCUUGAUUUUGGAAAGAUGUGGUGGAUAGUCUUGCAGUUGGAUGUUGUUGGGGAUGAUUAGGGGAAAAGUAAGGAGUUCAAUGUACAUCAGCUUCAGUGGGUUGGGAGGAAAUGGUGUUCUUUUGUCUUGCUGUUAGUGGAAGCUCCACCUUACAGAAUAACUUGAAAAGGGAACCAAAAGGUUAGCAUUUGGUGACUGCUAUCAUCUUUUGUCAAGUGUCUCCAUGAAUGACUCAUGAUUUAUGCCUUGGUCAGAUUGUAGCUCAGGGAAGUUGAGGUAAGUAAGAAUUCCUGGCAUGUUCACAAUCUUGUUCAUCCAAAAGACCACAUGCUACAUACCAAAUUCACAGCAUUAUAAUGUGGGUUUGGUACUUUGGUGACCUGAGUAGAAUCUUCAGUCCCAACAUGAUGAAGCUUUGCUGUCAAGAUGGAAUCUGAAUCAGUAGAGCAAACAAAACAUGUCAGAAGGAUGGCGUCAAGCAAAAUCUGAAUUUUAUCAUCUUGGUGAAGCUGAAAGGUGAAGCUGAAAAGGGUCUAGACGGUAAACUUCAGAUGAGUGAUCCCAUUGUCGGUAGGAUGGAUGAGAAAAAAAAUGCAGAAUUUCACACUAUGCGCCGUUUUUACGAAAUGUAAACACCUUUUCAUUAUCUUAAGAAAAAGUUAAGUAAUACGACUCCUAAGUUGGUGUCUCCACUAAGUUUCUACCUAACAUGAGCUGUCCACAUGAUGUCUUAGAGUUAAGAUUCUGGCAAACAUAAUUUCUUGGAUGUGCCUUCAACUAAAUAUCUCAUGAGCUCAUAGCAAUUUAGAUUACUUGGGCUGUGGACUGUGGUUUGGAAGAGGAAAUGUUAUUUUUUAAAAUUGAAUAUGCUAUUUAUACUGCAAUUUCAUGUUCUUAAUUAGCAGUAAUUCUCUCUGCUCACACAAAUGUUUGUGAAAACAUUAUGCAACUUGACAUGUGUAAUGGACUCACACUACAUGUGACUCUUCCAAUUGCAACUUAUGUUCAUGGUUUCAUCUGCAUGUUGCUGUUACUG